AUGAACUUUGUGAGAGACAAGAACGUUAUGGGCAUGGUGGCGAGCCGGGAGGGCCUGGUGCUGGUGCAGCCCACCACGUUUAUGAACCUCAACGGCAAGACCGUGCUGCGAGCAAUGCGCAAGUACGAAGUGGAAGCACCCGACGUGACCGUCGUGCACGACGAUGUCGAAACAGCGCUGGGCAAGAUCGCCGUGCGUCUGGGCGGCGGUGCAAGAGGACACAAUGGCAUUCGAUCGACCAUGAACUGCCUUGGGACAGACCAGUUCAGGCGGGUGCGCGUGGGCGUGGGGCGACCAUCGGACAAGACGGCCGACUUGGCCGACUUUGUGCUGGCCAAGUUCUCGCGAGAGGAGCAGAAGGUGUUGGACCAGGUGGCCGAAAAGGCCAUCGACGACUUGUUGGCCUCGCUCUUUCCUUCCGGCUUCGAAGCCAAAGAACAGACUCUCGGCGGUUGA
Messenger RNA from Acanthamoeba castellanii str. Neff, 456 nucleotides. RefSeq names its product aminoacyltRNA hydrolase. NCBI's taxonomy places the organism in Eukaryota, Discosea, Longamoebia, Acanthamoebidae. The coding region runs from base 1 to 456 and encodes 151 amino acids. The transcript is spliced from 3 exons. Gene Ontology annotation, molecular function: peptidyl-tRNA hydrolase activity. The record is from RefSeq and is a predicted model, not a curated record.